Ostertagia ostertagi is the source of this 414-nucleotide messenger RNA. NCBI's taxonomy places the organism in Eukaryota, Metazoa, Nematoda, Chromadorea, Rhabditida, Trichostrongylidae. The record is from the annotation of a GenBank genome assembly.
AUGGUAGUUAUCAACGCAUUAGGCUUUGCUCUUUCCAUCGCUCUACAUUUUCUGGGUCCAAAGCGUCGAAUACGGAUGUCGCUUUCGUCGAAGUUUCAGUCAAACGAACAUUCAGUUUCGUCCAACUUGCUUCUUUUGAUCAGUACGACGCAGUUUAUUACAUUUCUUCUCUCAGAGAUCGCUAUUUUGUACAUCAGGAUCUAUCAGUCCACAAACUUGUUGUCUCCUGCCUUCAAGGAAAAUGCUGACCUUUUUAUAUACUACACUUUGGCGCUUCCACUAAUAUCGACAGUUUAUCUCUCAAAGGUGAAAAGACAAAGAAUCAUGGAUAUCAAAAGCAGUGUCAAUAUAAAGGCCAUCGGUAAUGAUGGGUGGAUGAACUACUACUCUGUCCUACAAAAACAGUGGAUGUGA